AUGGGAAUGCUUUUUCCUCUGUUUUUCACCCUUUUGCUUGCAAGUACAUCUUCAAUUAGAGUAGCUCAAGAAGUCGAUGGCCAACAUCUCAAAUAUCCAGCUUUACACUUGCCUUUGUUUCAUAUGCAAGGAAGGCACUCACUUGAGAAUUCUGAGCCUCACCUGUCCUUUUCUGAGGCACUUGCAAUGGACGAAGCUCGUGUUAAAUCUCUCAAUUCCAAGCUCAUAAAGAAUAACCAGACAGCAGCUCGAGAAUCAGGACAUUUAGUUGAUCCAGUAGCUGUUACAAUUCCUCUAAAUCCUGGUGUGCCCAUUGGCGUGUUAAAUUACUACACGAAAGUAGGCUUGGGGACACCACCAAGUUUCUAUCCCGUGGUUAUUGACACGGGUAGCUCCAUCUCCUGGAUCCAAUGUGAGCCCUGCGAGGUGUAUUGCCACCCACAGGUCGGACCCCAUUUUGAUCCCUCGAGUUCUACAACGUAUAAAUCCCUAUCAUGUGACACAAGCCAAUGUUCUUCCCUCAAAGAUGCAACUCUCAACAGUCCCCAAUGUUCUUCUUCCAAUGUAUGCAUAUACGAAGCCAGCUAUGGAGAUAAAUCUUAUUCUGAAGGGUACCUUAGUCAAGAUUCACUAACCCUCAAAGCAUCAUCGGGGCCAACACUAGCUGAUUUUGUAUUCGGAUGUGGACAGAACAACGAUGGCCUAUUCGGUCAAUCAGCAGGUCUGUUUGGCCUAGCACGAAAUGAACUGUCUAUGUUUUACCAAUUGUCCACCAAAUAUGGAAAGGCCUUCUCUUAUUGUCUCCCAACAACCGAUAGCCAAACUGGCAGCGGAGGGUUUCUAUCCAUUGGGACUACUUCUUCAACAACUUAUAAGUUCACUCCAAUAUUAACAGAUUCUCGGAUGCCUAGCUUGUACUUUCUUAAGCUAUCUGCAAUCACAGUAUCUGGCAAGACACUUAACGUGCCAUCUUCGGAGUACAAUGUGCCAACCAUCAUCGACUCGGGCACAGUCAUAUCACGUCUGGCUGUGUCCAUAUACACAGCACUGAGGGAGGAGAUGGUGCAGAUCAUAUCUUCCAAAUAUCAGAUGACAGAAGCCUAUUCCCUUUUUGAUGCCUGUUUCAAAGGAAGUUUGGAGUCUAUGUCAGCAAUUGUGCCUCUGGUUCAGUUAACUUUUCCAACAGGUGGUGAGCUUAAUCUUGCCCCCCACAACGUGCUUAUAGAAGUUUCUGAGGGCACCACUUGUUUGGCCUUCGCAAGUAAUUCCGAUAACAUAGCCAUUAUUGGGAAUCAUCAACAGCAAACCUUUGAAAUUCUUUAUGAUAUUUCCAAUUCAAGAAUUGGGUUUGCAGCCGGUGGCUGCAGCUAG
Molecule: messenger RNA, 1371 nt
Organism: Fraxinus pennsylvanica
Lineage: Eukaryota; Viridiplantae; Streptophyta; Magnoliopsida; Lamiales; Oleaceae
Source: the annotation of a GenBank genome assembly